UCUUCUCUUGUUAAUAACAUAUCUUUCAUCUUUCUGCAAUCACUCAGCAGAAUGUCUCCGACUCCUCCCAAUUCUCCAAAUCCCACAACCAACACAACCACCUCUGGCCCACUCUACCCUGCCACUUAUCUUACCCAUCGCGAAUUUCUGUGCUGUCGUCUUCGAACCACUAAACAUCUUAUCAAACACUACAGACGUGAGUAUCGGGCUCUCAUGGAACAAGUCAGGAUCAAACGUAGACAAUAUGUUACUGAGACUGGUCUUAACCCUUUCCAGGAUGAAACCGAUGUUGUCGUUGACAAUUACACCAACAUCUGUGCUUUUGAUGGUUGUAUGUCCAACCCUAUGCCUUGCACUUCCUUUUGCUCUACGCAUAUUCUCUCUGAACCAAAACAAGUGCUUUAUAAGCCUUGCACUUUUGUUAUCGCAAGGUCAGCAACUGGACCUGUAAUGUGCGAGAAACCUAUUGUGAUAUCCACGACUCCUUCAUACUGCACUGUCCACAUGCAAAUCGCUGAGAAGGAGGAUGAUGAAGAAUGUAAGACAGAGAUUAAGAAGGCAGAUGAUAUAGCUGAGGAGUGAGGAAGGGAAUACAAGCAUGAAUAAUAAUCCACUUUGAAUAAACUUGUUUAAUUUUAAAAAAUUAGGUCAAAUAAAUCGAAACUACUGAAUAAAAAAUUGGUUUGUAUUUUGAGUUUGGUUUACUUUCCCAAAGCCUUAUAAUUUUUC
Vicia villosa (hairy vetch) is the source of this 729-nucleotide messenger RNA. RefSeq lists its product as uncharacterized. The record is from RefSeq and is a predicted model, not a curated record. Lineage: Eukaryota; Viridiplantae; Streptophyta; Magnoliopsida; Fabales; Fabaceae. The transcript is spliced from 2 exons. Gene Ontology annotation, cellular component: NSL complex. The coding region runs from base 52 to 582 and encodes 176 amino acids.